AUGUUGACAGUGGUCAUCGGAAGAGCUAGCUCUUUUGGCCUGAGAGAUGUUCUCAGGCAAGCGGCGGCCAACAGGAAAGCUUUAGGCAAAGGCCGCUUCGGGACGAGACCAAAUCUGCAGCUGAGAAGGAGUAGCAAGAUUGGCGGCGAUCUUUUCGAGAGGCAAGACAACCUACCAUCUCCCUUUAAGCCCCUUACUUUCGACUCGCACGCCUUGCUCACUACACCGCCGCUUCCCCCUGUCGAUCAUAUUCGGGAUCGCCCUCGAGAUGGUGACUUUUUUGCCGGGUUUACGCCUCCAACUGAGAGAGUCGGGGAAGACUUUAGACCUGAAGGUAUCCCCAGAAGCUCCAGUGCCCCCAGUGUGCCCCUUCUGGCCAUGGAAAGGCGCAAGAGCGAUGCCAGCGAACCGAGCGCCUUGCCUGGCGACAGCUCUGCUGUUGCUGGUACAAGACCAUCAUCCUACCAUCACAACGACGACUCUUUCAACAAUCGUGGCGCUGUCAUCUUUGACGGUUCGGAGCCCCGGGAAUUCACCUCAUCCCCUAAAUCCUCUUCAUUUGUCCAAUCUCAGCACCAGACCAUAGCAGUGUCGCGCCGGGCCACAGUCAAAGCCCGAAACCUUUCCGACCAAAUCCAUACCACACCGCGUCACCAUACGCUGCAUCAAGUAAUUCCCGAUGCCUCUGACCUCUCGUCCUACCUCGGCCCUGAACUGUCUGCUGCUCUCCAGAAGCGUAUGAUGGAGAGCGGGGGCUCCCUAUCUGGAGCUGGUGGCUCGGGAGGCGAAGCUCGGUUGAAGGGCCUGAGCGACAAAGUCUCUCCGAGGGUGGAGCUCGAGGUCACUAGCGGCGGAUUGGGGGGUAGCUCGAUUGCACUCGGGAGCCGGGGAAAACAAAAAGAGCAUGUGACAGAAUCGGAAUGGAGCUUUGAGGUACCAAUUUUGGAGGUCAUGUCACAGGCUAUCAAAGGGAGAUUGGAGCCUCUGGAAGUGAAGGAGCAUUAUCAUUUGGCUGAAUAUGGUUGUCAUAGAGAGAUACCCAAUCCUAUUCUAGAAGAGUCUAUCAAAGUACUCUCGCAACAAGCACAUUCCCGCUCGCAAAACAGUUUUACAGUUGUCCAUCAAGCAACGCCCGACUUUGAUACUCGGAUACUACAUGCCAAUCUCGCUUCCCAUCCUCUAUCAUAUCGGAAAAGCAGCUCUAGCUCUGCCCCGAAUGUUCUCACGACAUUCUCGUUUGCUGCUUUCGCCUCCAUCGCUUUGUCGGCUGCUUCUGUAGAUUUUGCCGUCUGCUCAGCUGGAGAAUUGACAAAACUGCAGGGCGAGAUACCGCCUAGGUCUCUGUACUCGUUUACAAGCCAAGCUGAGGAGAAAGAGAAACAUUCCGGAAAGGAUCUUGUCCGUUUUCUGGAAGCCCGUUCAAUUGAGUUCAGAGCGGGUGGGAUUUUGGUCCUCCCCUUUGUGGCUCGGGUGGGGCAAGAGGUGGACGAACAUGUUCAUAAACAGUCUUUUCCUCCAAGGGCUUCUCCUUGCCGUCUCCCCCCUUCGCUCCCCACAUCUCCCCAUGGCAGCUCAUUCGCGCAUGGCAUCAGCACUCCUCUCACCGAAAUUCGUCCAACAAUAUUCUCUCAUACCCAGCAGCAUGUCACCACACCUCCCGUGCCCCCCUCAAAGCCUGGCGGAAAAAGCUACCUCCCGGACAUGUUUCAGCGAAUGUCACAGGCGCUUUCGCCUGCUGUUCAACGGCUGGUAUCUCUGGGUGAGAUCAGAACACAUGUGGCGCCCACUCUAGUAGAUGUGCCCUAUUGGCCGCGUACUCUAGAGAGCGUGAAGAGCGUGCUCGACAAGAAUAAAGAUUGGGAGAUUCUUCGGGAUGCAGGAGAAGAGGCGGUGGAAGGGCAUUAUCAGAUGGAUGACAGCGAUGUCGCUGAUAUGGAGAUUGACGUAGAUAUGGCCGAUAUCUCUCUUUCGUCGUCUACCUUUCCGACCCACCGUGAGGCUGAAUCGGGAGAAGUCAUUCAGUACUCGAAAAAGGAAAUCAUGGCUUGGGCGAGUGAAGGUGUGAAGAUUCGCAGACUCUGUCACCCGGCCUGGCGGGAGUUCAAGUCUGGGAGGAUCGACAGAGGCGCUUAUGCGCGUAGGAUUGCAAUGUAUACUCACUCAGUUUAUGAACCUCAUCUCAAAAAAGUCCUGCGUGACAAAGGGCGAAUGGACAUCAGCCAUUCAGAAAACACCAUCGAAGAGAUUUUCAAGAUUCUGAUAGAGAAAUGCGAGGUUGGGGCUCUUGAUGCCUUGUCCAUUGACGUGGGGGUGAUAGUCCUACGGCGUAAACCAAGAGAACCGCUUGAUGACUCGCCACGAUAG
Cryptococcus wingfieldii CBS 7118 is the source of this 2364-nucleotide messenger RNA. RefSeq lists its product as hypothetical. Lineage: Eukaryota; Fungi; Basidiomycota; Tremellomycetes; Tremellales; Cryptococcaceae. The coding region runs from base 1 to 2364 and encodes 787 amino acids. The record is from RefSeq and is a predicted model, not a curated record. The transcript is spliced from 4 exons.